Gorilla gorilla gorilla (western lowland gorilla) is the source of this 5227-nucleotide messenger RNA. It is a transcript of the gene C2CD2L, whose product is annotated as C2CD2 like. The coding region runs from base 805 to 2928 and encodes 707 amino acids. The record is from RefSeq and is a predicted model, not a curated record. Gene Ontology annotation, molecular function: phosphatidylinositol transfer activity; phosphatidylinositol binding. Gene Ontology annotation, biological process: positive regulation of insulin secretion involved in cellular response to glucose stimulus. NCBI's taxonomy places the organism in Eukaryota, Metazoa, Chordata, Mammalia, Primates, Hominidae. Gene Ontology annotation, cellular component: cytoplasmic side of apical plasma membrane. The transcript is spliced from 15 exons.
UCUGGGAUGCCUCCGGCUCCAGGAAGAUGGCUAUUGAAAGGCAGGGGGUGGAGAGGAGGGACGAGGGUGUGGAGACGCGCCUGUUUCUUGCAGGAAACCUGUUGCCAACAUAGUCGGAAGCCAAGGCGUCCGACCUGUGGAAAUCUAACAAGCAUAGGGGAAAGCAAAGGCAGCAUCUUAGGUAAGUGAAGUUACUCUUGCCUUGAGCUGAGUGUGGGAGCACCGCGAUUGCAAGAUGGGGCGAGGUGAUCAAAGAUCCCGCCUAUUUUCAACCCCGGAACCUCCUCCGCUCGCUGCUAGCCCUCCCGCCCUCCUCCAGCGAGGGAGCGCCAGGCUGUCCUGGCCCCGCCCGGCGCGGGUGCGGCUCCUUUAAGGGCGGGUGGGGGCGGGGCGCCGGCGGUGUUGUCAGUGUCAGCUCUGCGCACGCAGCCCUCCCGGAGCCGGUGCCGGCCCGCGAGCCCCAGCGUCUCUGCAGACCAGUCCCCUCCAGGGUCCGGCGGGGCCCGCGCGGUGGGAAGAGUCGGGCACUGGCCGGCGACUAACUGGGGUCCGACUGCUGACCAAGCUAGGAGGGACCCGGACCACGGAGACAGAGACCCCGGCAUCGCGACCCCCGAGGACCUCCUCUCCUCGCCCUGUGGCACCCACUAGUCCUGGGCACUCAGCCGCGGAGAGCCCCCGACCCCGCGCGCCCAGCCCCGGGGGAGCCCACCUCCGCCCCGCGGCCCGCCCGGGCCAUGCUCCCCCGGGGCAGCGGCUGAGCCCCAGCCGGGACCGGGACCGGGACCGGAGCCCGCGCGGAGCAUGGAUCCGGGCUGGGGGCAGAGGGACGUGGGCUGGGCGGCCUUGCUGAUCCUCUUCGCCGCCUCGCUGCUCACGGUGUUCGCCUGGCUGCUGCAAUAUGCCCGGGGCUUGUGGCUGGCGCGGGGCCGCGGGGACCGGGGCCCGGGACCCGCCUUAGCCGGGGAACCCGCGGGUUCCCUGCGGGAGCUGGGCGUGUGGCGCUCGCUGCUGCGGCUGCGGGCGAUUCGGGCUGGCGCCGCCGAGGAGCCAGGAGUCCGGGGCCUCCUGGCGUCACUCUUCGCCUUCAAGUCUUUCCGGGAGAACUGGCAGCGGGCUUGGGUGCGAGCGCUGAACGAGCAGGCCUGCAGAGACGGGAGCUCCAUCCAAAUCGCCUUUGAGGAGGUGCCCCAACUCCCACCCAGAGCCAGCAUCAGUCAUGUGACCUGCGUAGACCAAUCUGAGCAUACCAUGGUGCUGCGUUGCCAGCUCUCUGCUGAGGAGGUGCAGUUCCCAGUCUCUGUGACCCAGCAGUCCCCCGCUGCCGUCUCCAUGGAGACCUACCACGUCACUCUGACACUGCCACCAACACAGUUGGAAGUCAACCUGGAGGAAGUCCCUGGUGAGGGGCUGCUCAUAUCCUGGGCCUUCACUGAUCGCCCAGAUCUCAGCCUAACGGUGCUUCCCAAGCUUCAGGCCAGGGAGAGAGGUGAAGAACAAGUGGAGCUCUCCACAAUUGAGGAACUGAUCAAGGAUGCCAUAGUCAGCACCCAGCCAGCCAUGAUGGUCAACCUCAGGGCUUGCUCUGCCCCAGGAGGCCUGGUACCCAGUGAGAAGCCACCCAUGAUGCCCCAGGCUCAGCCAGCCAUCCCCAGACCUAACCGGUUAUUCCUACGGCAGCUUCGGGCAUCUCACUUGGGAAAUGAGCUGGAAGGCACCGAGGAACUGUGCUGUGUAGCUGAACUCGACAACCCCAUGCAGCAGAAGUGGACCAAGCCCGCGAGGGCUGGAUCCGAGGUGGAGUGGACAGAAGACCUGGCACUGGAUCUGGGCCCCCAGAGCCGGGAGCUGACCCUCAAAGUGCUGAGGAGCAGCAGCUGUGGAGACACCGAACUCCUAGGCCAGGCCACACUGCCUGUGGGCUCCCCCUCCAGACCACUGUCUCGAAGACAGUUGUGCCCACUCACCCCAGGGCCAGGGAAAGCCCUGGGACCAGCAGCCACCAUGGCAGUGGAGCUUCAGUAUGAGGAGGGCUCUCCCCGGAACCUGGGUACUCCCACCUCCUCCACUCCACGCCCCAGCAUCACACCUACCAAGAAGAUUGAGCUUGACCGGACCAUCAUGCCCGAUGGCACCAUUGUCACCACAGUCACCACUGUCCAGUCCCGGCCCCGUAUAGACGGCAAAUUAGACUCCCCCUCCCGCUCCCCGUCCAAGGUGGAGGUGACCGAGAAGACGACAACUGUGCUGAGUGAGAGCAGUGGCCCCAGCAAUACUUCCCAUAGCAGCAGCCCAGGGGACAGCCACCUUUCCAACGGCUUGGACCCUGUAGCAGAGACAGCGAUUCGCCAGCUGACAGAGCCCAGUGGGCGGGUGGCCAAGAAGACACCCACCAAGCGCAGCACUCUCAUCAUCUCUGGUGUUUCCAAGGUGCCCAUUGCUCAGGACGAGUUGGCGCUAUCCCUGGGCUAUGCGGCAUCCCUGGAAGCCUCAGUGCAGGAUGAUGCAGGGACCAGCGGAGGCCCCUCUUCACCUCCCUCAGACCCACCAGCCAUGUCUCCAGGACCGCUAGAUGCCCUUUCUAGUCCCACAAGUGUCCAGGAAGCAGACGAGACAACCCGUUCGGAUAUUUCUGAGAGGCCAUCUGUGGAUGACAUUGAGUCGGAAACGGGGUCCACUGGUGCCCUGGAGACCCGCAGCCUCAAGGAUCACAAAGUGAGUUUCCUGCGCAGCGGCACUAAGCUCAUCUUCCGCCGGAGGCCUAGGCAGAAGGAAGCUGGCCUGAGCCAAUCACACGAUGACCUCUCCAAUGCAACGGCCACGCCCAGUGUCCGAAAGAAGGCCGGCAGCUUUUCUCGCCGCCUUAUCAAGCGCUUUUCCUUCAAAUCCAAACCCAAGGCCAAUGGUAACCCCAGCCCCCAGCUCUGAGGACCCAGCUCUGAAAGGGCACGAGUUCUCUCAGCCCAUUCCCCACCUCCCCUUCCAUACCCCUUCCUGGAUCUCCAGUGCCUGGGCCAGGAAAGCCCUCUGGGUUCCCGGAAGCCCUGUCCACCCUGGGCCAUGGGGCCGGUUGGAAGGAUACUUGGAACGGGAAGCACAUGAGAGGUGGGCACCCGUUGCCGAGGACAUGGACGAGGGACUGGUGGCUGGGAGGGAGAGGAGGGCCCUGUCCGGCAUGUGUGGGUAUUCCCCAGAAGCAUUUGCCUCCUGCUGAGCCUGGUCCCUGAGCGGAGUCCCAGGGUGCUCAGCUCUUCAGCUGACCCUUCUUCCCUUAUUUAUUCUCUUUUCUAUUUAUAUGUGUGGCUUAGGACCCUCCGUGAACAGAUGAUAGAGGGCAUCUCUCCCAGGUGACCCUUCUUUUCUGUCCCAGGAGGGUGGGUAAUUCCCUUUGGGAUGGGGCUCCCACACCUCCCUCAGGUCCCCACUCAGACCAGCACCAGUGUCUGCCUCUGAGAAUGUUGGCAGCUCACAGAGAGCAGGGCCGGCCCGGGAUGGGGGGCAGGUACUCCCCACCUUCUUGCCUCCCCUCCUGCUCCUCAUCCCUCCCUCCCCCUUUAUUACCGUUUUUUGUACUUGAUGCCUUCUCUGUGAGCAGUGGCUCUGUGGGAAGGAGGGAGCCGGGAGCCUGGUGGGAAGCCUUCCCCAGAGAGAUGGCUUUAGGGGCUUUAUUUAAAGACUGUGAUGAUGGAGCCACGCAAGGCUGCACCUCUGUGUGUUGGGAGACGAUGAUGAUGUCCAUUGCUGUGUGAUGGCUUGGAAUUUAAUUUAUUAAAGUCAAAUUGGAGUUUAUAAACUGGACAACUGGUUAUCCUUUGAAAGGCAGUAGGCAGCCAGGCUGUGACAUGGAUGGUGUGGGAGGAUGAGACAGGGGCCCGGAUAAUGAGGUUGGGUGAUGACACACAUUGUGGAUCUGCUAAGAAGUUCCUGCAGGGAAGAAGGGGUGUGCAGAGAAAGGAUGGAAGAGACAGGAGGCUCUGGAGUAUGAAAUUGUAGCAAAAAACUCAAUCAACUAGUACAGGUUAGUCUUCAUUCCCCUUUCUGGAACAGGCUGCUCCUUCUAGGAUGUAAUGGAGAUCAAAGUUUGGACCCUGUAACUAGACUGCCUGCCUGGGUUUGAGUCCCAGCUCUUCUAAUUACUUGUGUGACCUUGGGCAAGUUAUGUAACCUCUAAGUGCCUCAGUUUUCUCAUCUGUAAAAUGGGAACUUCAAUCAUCAUGGCUAUCAUUUGGUUGUGGAUGAGAAGUAAAUGAAGUGCUGAGUAAGUGUUAACUGUUGCCUCAGAAGAAACUGGGAGGGGGAAGUCUUAGAAGUGUUUCAACAUAAUAAAAGCUCUCUCAUUCUGAAAUGUGGGCAAAUUUCAGGGAUUGAUAGGUCCUAGCAAACUGUGUCCCUGGUUCCGGUGCUUGAGAUCUUAUACAGGACUUGAACCAGGUAAGCUGCUACAGGAUAUUGGGCAGAAUGCAGGACCAGGAAGCAAGAAAACUGAGUCUGCCACAGACAAACCAAGUGAUCUUGAGCAGGCAACUUCUCCUUUGGGGACCUCAAUUUCCUCAUAUCUAAAAUAAGGGUGACCUGGAUAAACAUUCAGGUCACUUCCAGCCUUGACAUUCUAUGACUACCUAUAUCUCAGGGUGUUUAGGGCACAUGCCUUUGGGUAGAUAGCAUGUGGAAAUUGUUACUAUUCCCCAUGCUCCUGUCCACACUACUCACCAAAUACGAGAUAUCUGGGAAGAAUGGAGGGUAUAGAUUUUUUUUUUUCAAUUAGAUAAUUUAGUUUUAUAUAUUUGGGGGGACAAGUGCAGGUUUCUUACAUGCAUAUAUUGCAUGCAUAGAGGUGAAGUCUGGGCUUUUUUUUAGUGUACGCAUCGCCCAAAUAGUGAACAUCAUACCCAAUAGGUAGUUUUUCAACCCUCACCCUCCUCCCACCUUCUCACCUUUCAUAGUCUCUGAUGUCUUUUAUUCCACUCUAUAUGUCCAUGUAUACCCAUUAUUUAGCUCCCACUUAUAAAUGAGAAUAUGCCAUAUUUGACUUUCUGUUUCUGAGUUAUUUCACCGAGGAUAAUGGCCUCCAGUUCCACCCAUGUUGCUGGAAAACACAUGAUUUCAUUCUUUUUUAUGGCUGAGUAGUAUUCCACUGUGUGUGUGUGUGUUGGGCGAUGAUAAUGAUGUCCAUUGCUGUGUGACAGCUUGGAAUUUAAUUUAUUAAAGUCAAAUUGGAGUUUAUAAA